AUGUCUCAAUUGAUUUUCAAUCUCAAAAGCUUCUCUCGCUCUAUCAAUAACAUGAUCGUAAUGAGAAGAUACGUUUUGAUCACACAAGCCUCUCAAAGGGCAUAUGCAAUCGGAGGCAGCCGAGAGAAGCCAUCGUGGACACCAGACCUUGAUACCGGAUACUAUAGACCUGAAACCAUAGCAAAAGAGUUAGAUCCAUACAUUGUGACAACCUCUAAAAGUGAAGUUAAAACGAGGAGAGGAGAAGAGUUAUGGUGGAUGCCUGAUCCUCAAACCGGAUUCUAUAGGCCCGACACUUUUGUGAAAGAGCUCGACGCGGUUGAGCUACGGUCAAUGCACGAGAAUAAAAGGACCUUGUGA
Molecule: messenger RNA, 360 nt
Organism: Arabis nemorensis
Lineage: Eukaryota; Viridiplantae; Streptophyta; Magnoliopsida; Brassicales; Brassicaceae
Source: the annotation of a GenBank genome assembly